UUGAAGGGAGAAUUAUGCCACCUGUUAUUUCUUGGUGGACCACAAUAUUUCAUUGAAAAGAAAGCGCGGUAAAAUUUCAAAACCGUUAUGACCUCUGUGGACAAUGAUUUGCACUGAAAGAGAGAAAUUUGCAUCGCUAAGACGGUUUUUUGUUGAACGAUACGUCUGUGCGUGAGUCGAGUUUCGAAUUUCCUGUCACUAUAGAAUUUCCAAUGGGUGGAAAGAAUUCAAACAUCUGCCAUGGAUUUAUGUGAUAUAAGGUGAAGAAUAAGACGCUAAAGAUCAAAUAUCUGUCUAUCAGGUUUUAAUUAACGAGCUGAAAGACAUUUUGCGUCGCUGGUAGGAAAGUCGGAUCUGUGUUGAUUUUCGUGUGUUACGCGUUGAAAUUAUCAACCUCGCCAUCUGGUGUUUUUUCUUGAUCUUUGACUUCGGAAAAGUUUUGACGAUAUUAAUUGACUUGUUUUAACAAGAAUUAGUGAUAACAGCAUUGCAAUGUGCUCUGUAAUGGAUUUGGCGGGCCUCAAUUCAUUUCUUAGAAAUUCAGCCUAAUGCAAGCCAGCAAUUGCGAUGGAUAUUCCAAGCUCAAGUUUAAAGUUUAAUUGAAAGAAAAUGUUCCCUCCACGAAGAAGAUGCAGAAAACUGCUGGUCUGGAUUGCUCUCGCUGUUGUUGCACAAAUAAUGUUUACCUUAUUCCUGCACGGAGAGUUUAAUUUCGCGCCAAUCGAGCGCACGAGGACGACAAAGAGAAUUACAAGGAGACAGUCACGUCUACGACUUCAGAGUCAAGGUGGCGAUCGUUUGGAAGAAGAUCAUAAGUUUAUCGCUCGUUCAAAGCUAGAACAUGCUCGUGGUAAGGACGAGGGUACAGAAUAUGUCGAAAGUUUGGUAGUUAAUGAAAUUAAAUCAACAGAUUUUCCGCGAAUGUCUGGAAGGAAUCUAAAGAACCCUUUGCGUGUCAACAGACGAAAUCAAUCCAUUAACCUCUCAACAGCGAUAAGCGGCCUUCAAGUAGUCAAAGAAAGAGAAAUAUUUGUUGAUCAGUCUGCCAGAAAGAAGCCUUAUUUUGAUCACGACUUGAGAGCAGAAGAUCCGAGACGAUUACACAACCUCACAGUGCUGGAAGAUGUAUUUAUCUCAAUCAAGACAACUGGUGAUUACCACGAAGCGCGCGUCACACUCUUGAUUGACACAUGGUUUCAGAAUGCUAAAAAACAGGUUCAUUUUUUUACUGAUCGUGAGGACAAUGAAUUAAAUGAACGUCUGGGAGGUCACCUUAUCAAGACUGCUUGUGAAACAGGGCACCAAAGGACGAAACUUUGUUGCAAGAUGCAAGCUGAGCUUGAUUUCUUUGUAAAAAACUUCAACACAAAGUGGUUCUGCCAUUUUGAUGACGAUAACUACGUCAAUGUUCAUACACUGGUGAAAACACUAAAAAAAUUCAACCCGCUCGAGAAUGUGUACCUGGGAAGACCAAGUCUGACGAAAGCGAUGGAGGCCUGGGACAGAUUGGACGGAUAUAACAGAAAGAAAUUUUGGUUCGCAACUGGUGGGGCAGGGUUUUGUUUGAGUCAUGCCCUGGUGGCAAGAAUGAGCCCUCACAUCAGUGAUGGCAAGUUUGCAGACAGCUGUGAGCGGGUUAAAGUUCCAGAUGACUGCACCAUUGGAUUUAUUAGUGAAUCUCUCCUUAACGUGAGUUUGACGAGACUGAAUCUUUUCCAUUCUCACCUGGAAAAUCUUCCAAGCAUACAACAAAACGAAAUUAAGGAACAGAUUAGUUUUAGUCAUGGUUAUUUCGGCGGUAGAUACAAUCGAAUCAACAUAGCUGGACCGUUUGACACGGAACAGGAUCCUACGCGGUUUAAAUCCAUCCAUUGCCUUCUUUAUCCGGAGACAGGCUGGUGUCCGAAGUCAGAGGACGUUAAUGAACAGAAGAAUCGUUCGUUGCAAUCCAAGAGAUAGCAAAAGCUUCCUCCCUAGAAGAGAUUUAAAAUUUAUUUUAGUUCAUUAUGAUGUUGUAUCAGAUAGCUAAAUUUUGUUCAAAUUUUCUAUUCGUUCUCUUUUUUAAAUUAUUCGUACAUGACGCGUUUUUACGAGCGUUCACUAUGGUUGUAUAAAAUAGUUCAAAAGAAAAUUAUUUGUAUAUUUUGAUGCAAGUACAGGUUACGGUGUGACCAUCAAAUUUGGAAAAGACUCACUUACGACUUUCAUGUACAGUUGUUCUUGUUCUUUUUUUGCAUGUAUAUGACGUCUAUCACUUUCAUUUAUCGUUGGAAUUAAAUGAAGACUCCUUAAAGUUCAA
This is a messenger RNA of Pocillopora damicornis (cauliflower coral), 2299 nucleotides long. RefSeq names its product beta-1,3-N-acetylglucosaminyltransferase radical fringe. The record is from RefSeq and is a predicted model, not a curated record. Gene Ontology annotation, molecular function: glycosyltransferase activity. NCBI's taxonomy places the organism in Eukaryota, Metazoa, Cnidaria, Anthozoa, Scleractinia, Pocilloporidae. Gene Ontology annotation, cellular component: membrane.